Lindgomyces ingoldianus is the source of this 3302-nucleotide messenger RNA. RefSeq lists its product as uncharacterized. The coding region runs from base 43 to 3039 and encodes 998 amino acids. Gene Ontology annotation, cellular component: plasma membrane; cytoplasm. The record is from RefSeq and is a predicted model, not a curated record. Gene Ontology annotation, molecular function: myosin II binding; syntaxin binding; GTPase activator activity. The transcript has 5 exons. Gene Ontology annotation, biological process: regulation of protein secretion; establishment of cell polarity; regulation of exocytosis. NCBI's taxonomy places the organism in Eukaryota, Fungi, Ascomycota, Dothideomycetes, Pleosporales, Lindgomycetaceae.
CUCCGAUUAACAAAGACAUGAAACAUCCACAACACCUGCACCAUGGCACACCUUCUGCGCGGAAAGCAGGCCGGCGUCCACAGCGACCUUUCUGCCGGCCUGGGACCUGACCUCUUUGUGCUCGAUCAUAUCACCAACUUUGGAAUUAGUUCCCAAAUAUCGCAGAUUGCCUACGACCCCGUGCAGUCCCUCAUCGCCGUCGGUACCAACGAAAGCAAGUUUGGCUCUGGGGAGAUAUAUAUCUUCGGCCAGAAGCGCGUCCAAGUCGUCCUACCCCUCCCACAUCGAGCCUCGGUCAAGAUCCUGCAGUUCUGCGCCGAGAAGUUGUUGUGUCUCGAUUCACGAAACGAUCUCUCUAUAUUCUCGUUGGAGACUAAGCGGCUCAUCAAUGCGCACUCUCCCCCCGCGAAAAUCACAGCUCUGCACAGUGAUCCCACGCUAGACUAUGCCUUGCUAGGGACACAAACGGGCGAUGUACUGGCCUAUGACCUCGACCGAGAGAAUCUCGCGCCAUUCAAAAUACCAAAUUUGUGGAGGGAAAAGUUCCCUCGGUCGCGAUUAACCUCGAUAGUCUCGCUCUCCUUUCACCCACGAGACAUCGGAUCUUUGUUGAUCGGCUACAGUGCUGGUGCGGCUAUAUACUCCUUCAAGCAGAAUAAAGCUGUGAAGUUUUUUAACUAUGUGCUCGGCAAAGGCGCUCCUGGGGGUGACUCUGACCCAUCGUCAGUCUUUACAGAGAGGAGUCCGCCCUUGACCCAGGCUGUAUGGCACCCAACUGGUACCUUCGUCCUGACUGGGCAUGAGGACAGCAGUAUCGUCAUCUGGGACUCGAAAGAUGGGAGGAUCGUUCAGGCCAGGACCUUGCAAGACACGAACGUGGACAGACCUGGCCCCGGAACAUUUAGUCCUGGUGCGGCGCCGGGAACAUUUGCACUCAAGUCACCACUAUUUCGCAUUGCUUGGUGCGCCAACCAAGACCCGGAUGACACGGGGAUUCUGAUCGCUGGCGGUGCUCCAUCUACCCUAACCACCAAAGCCUUGACCUUCUUCGAACUCGGCCGUACGCCCGUGUACAACACCUCCUCAUGGCAGGUUCUUUCCGGGCACUUCGAAAAUCCAAAACGCCAGAGGAUCUUACCGACCCCACCAAACACCGAAGUUAUCGAUUUCUGCCUCAUUCCCCGUUCUUCCCCGCACUUUGCAGGAGCACAGGAUCCGAUUGCUAUCAUAGCCUUACUAGCAUCUGGAGAACUCAUUACGUUGAGUUUCCCCAGCGGUAUGCCCAUCUCUCCAACAAAUCAACUGCACCUUUCUAUGACCCUUGUGCACCCGUUUGUAAACCACAUCAAUCUAGCGCCCGUAGACAGAACCAGAUGGCUAGGUAUGACGGAGAAGCGACAGCGUGGUCCUCUUUUCCUUACUGGCGGCGCGGAAGCGAAUAGCCCUCUGAAGAGAUUCGAACAUCGCAACAUUGUCCAGACUUCCCACGCAGACGGAACGGUUAGGCUUUGGGAUGCUGGGCAUGCCGACGAAAUUGAGAACGACUCGCUUCUCCAACUUGAUGUAAGCCGAGCGGUAGGCCGUCCCGAAGAUGUUGAGGUCACUCGAAUGGCGUUCGCAGGCGCCGCGGCUGAACUGUCCGUGGGUCUUAGAUCCGGUGAAGUCGUCAUCUUCCGAUGGGGCGUCAACAAGCACUCUGGACAGGAAUUCCCACCCGGACCCAAUCUAGAGCAUGCACUUACAAGCAUCACUGACAGGACGGAAGCUGCGCUCAAAGAAGGGCUAUUACCGUUUACUUUACUGAAUGAAUCAAAUGGGCCUGUGACAGCGUUGAAGCAUUCAGAUGUUGGCUUCGUCGCUGCUGGAUUCGAAGCAGGCAGCUUAGCAGUCAUCGACCUCAGAGGCCCUGCCAUCAUCUACAGUGCGAAAGUGACCGACUUCAUCAAAACGGAUAAGCGAGGCAGCUUCCGCCGCAGCUCGACUCAGGCUCCUACUAAACCUGAAUGGCCAACGAGUAUUGAGUUCAGUGUCAUGACAGUGGAAGGCGAUGAUUACUCCAGCAUCUUACUUCACAUUGGAACAAACCUUGGACGCCUCGCUACGUUUAAGCUACUUCCGGACUCAGGUGGCCGAUACUCAGUAAGCUUCGCUGGCGCCGUCUCGCUUGAUGACCGCAUAGUCAACAUCUGUCCCAUCCAUGCAGAGACUGGCCGUCCAGCAUAUGCCUCCCAGUCAGCCGUCUCGGGGCUUAGAAAUGGAGCCAAGGUGAAUGGUGUUCUUCUUGCAGUUACCGCAUCAGGAGCCAGAAUAUUCAAGCCAGCAACACACAAAGGUGCCCAAAAGACGUGGGAUGAGUUCUUGUGUGAUUCUGCUGCCAUCGUUCGGUAUGAAGAGCUUGGGUAUGCACUGCUUGGGCUUUACGGUGACGGCUGUGCAAGAGCGUAUUCGAUACCGGCGUUGAAGGAGAUUGGAUCGAUCAAGGUAGAUCAAGUCUUGGAUACGAGGAGGUUUUCUGAGGCAGUCAUUACUAGCACGGGCGAUAUUUUUGGGUGGAAGGGCCCCGCUGAGCUGGUUUUGAUCAACGUCUUUGGAACUGGGCUUAAACUGGACCAAAUGAGAGAUACACUUCUGAACCCAGAGCUGUUGGUUCCGCCAAGACCAACAAUAUCAAACAUGCAAUGGAUAUCUGGAACCCAAUACGUCACCCCCUCAGAUAUGGACCUACUCAUUGGCGGACCCGACCGCCCCCCUUCAAAACGCAUGCUCGCACAAGCUCGAGCAGAUGACGAACAGCGGCGACGAGACGCUCGUCUUGGAGCGGGCACCGCUUCUUCAUCAGUGGCGCCUGCAGAUGAAGGGUGGGGUGCCUGGGCAACAAGAACGCUGAAUGAACGAACGGAGAAGUUGAAUAUCGUUGGUGACAGUAUGAACAAUUUAGAACAAAACAGCGCGGGCUGGGCGGACGACGUGAACAAGUUUGUGCAGAAACAAAAGAGGGGCCUAGUCAUGGGUGCUAUGAAAUCCAAGUUUGGAUUCUAGGUAGAUGGGAAGGCAGGUCAAGGGGGAUACAUUCGGCGUAUAUGGGCGUUGAGUGAUACAAGCUUAAAAACCUUAGGUGCGGCGAGCGAAACAAGUGCUACUAUGUUUGAAGGACUAAUUGGGAUAACGAAAGUGGUGAAUAGACUUGAUUGCAAUACUUAGGCGUACAGUGGAAGGUCAAUAACUGUGUAGAUGGAUGCAAAUUGCACAAGUGGCCCAGAAAUGCCUUGCUGGCUGGUGGUCUGCUUCAAAGCUAGUGUCUG